Molecule: messenger RNA, 2425 nt
Organism: Hippocampus zosterae (dwarf seahorse)
Lineage: Eukaryota; Metazoa; Chordata; Actinopteri; Syngnathiformes; Syngnathidae
Gene: kif2c
Product: kinesin family member 2C
Exons: 22
Coding region: 225-2336 (703 amino acids)
Biological process (GO): microtubule-based movement
Molecular function (GO): microtubule binding; ATP binding; microtubule motor activity
Source: RefSeq, a predicted model, not a curated record
AAUAAAUUCGGUUCAAAUUUUUUUGAGUGAACUUGUGUGAAAGAGUAAACGGAUUUGCUGUGCAAACGUCAGUGUGAGUUAAGACAAAAAGAAAGUAAGAAAACCUCUGCGGGGCGGGCUCCGUGACACAUUUAUUUGCUUAUUCGACGGGAAAGGAAUAUUACAUAGCGGCGACGACGCGCUCGCUCUACCUUUGGAAAUUCUGCCGUUACAGAGUUAUCAAAAUGGAGUCCAGAUUGUCCAGGCUAUUAGUUGGACUCUCAGUUCAAAUCAGUCGCAGCGAUGGACGUGUCCAUCGAGCAACUGUGAAGUCCGUCGACGCCGUCAAGUCCACCGUGAUGGCGGAGUGGAUCGAGAAAGAGAUGCAUCGAGCCAAAGAGCUGGAUUUGGAAGAAUUUUGUACACUCAAUCCAGAGCUACAAGACCACAUCCAGUCCGUCCUUAAUAAAUCCUUGGACAAAGCCCAUACUCUUCCUGCAGACAAGAGAUAUGAGGGUCGACUGCGCUCAUCCAGGAUUCCUGGCCCGGCCGCCUCCCACACACCAUCCGUAGACAAGACUGAAGGUCGGUCUCAGGUCAGACAGACAAACCGCUUCCAGGCUCAAAUUUCCAUCCCCGAGUCGUCUUCCGAAGGAGCUUUAGGGCCGAUUCCCAGUGAACCUCCAACUUCGGCAGCCCUCGCAAACUCUGGAAAUCCCAAUGAACUGCGACGAAAGAGAGAGGCGAAACCAUCGUUGUCUGUGCCUUUUGUCCACGAGGUCACAAAGGAAAACAUUGAAACGGUGAAGACGGCUCCAUCUAAAUCUUCAGGCCGAAGAAAAUCUGUGGCUCCCCAGGAACUCAACAAAAGCAACAAAAGACUGUCUCAUGUUGUCAAGCCCCCUGAAAUGCAGACCAAGAAGGGCAAGUUCAAAGAAUCAUCCCGACCCAACCAGCAAUUCUAUGAAAUGGUGCAGGACUUCCGCAAGACGAUGGAAACCAUCCCAUUAUCAGUCACCAAUGCGAUUGAGCCUCACAGGAUUUGUGUUUGCAUCCGCAAACGUCCAAUGAACAAACAAGAGCUGAAUAGAAGGGAGAUCGAUGUGGUCUCCGUGCCUGGGAGAGGCGCUCUGCUGGUUCAUGAGCCAAAGCAAAAAGUGGACUUGACCAAGUACUUGGACAAUCAGAUCUUCCAGUUCGACUAUUCUUUUGAUGAGACAUCCACCAAUGACUUGGUCUACAGGUUCACUGCAAAGCCUUUGGUGCAGUCCAUCUUCGAAGGGGGCAUGGCCACAUGUUUCGCCUACGGGCAGACGGGAAGUGGGAAAACUCACACCAUGGGCGGCGAUUUCUCGGGGAAGCAGCAGAAUUGCUCCAAGGGAAUCUACGCCUUAGCAGCCCAGGAUGUUUUCGCCUACCUCGGUCAAAAGAAGUACGCCAACCUGAAUCUGUCUGCUUACGUCAGCUUCUUUGAGAUCUACAAUGGCAAAGUGUACGACCUGCUGAAUAAGAAGACCAUGCUGCGGGUGCUGCAGGACGAGCAUCAGCAGGUGCAGGUGGUGGAUCUGAAGGAGGUCCACGUGCCCUCGGCGGACGAGGUCAUUAAGAUGAUACAGCUGGGCAGCGCGAGCAGAACUUUUGGUCAGACCUCGGCCAAUGCCAACUCCUCGCGCUCCCACGCCAUCCUCCAGAUCAUCCUCAGACGCAACGACCGCGCCACCACGCUGCACGGCAAGUUCUCCCUGGUCGACUUGGCGGGCAACGAGCGGGGCAUCGACGUCAACAGCAACGACCGCGCCACCUUGGUGGAGACGGCCGAGAUCAACCGCAGCCUCCUGGCCCUCAAGGAGUGUAUCCGUUCGUUGGGCAUGAACAGCGAUCACAUUCCUUUCAGGAUGAGCACUUUAACCAAGGUCCUCCGAGAUUCCUUCAUUGGAGAGAAGUCGAGAACCUGCAUGAUCGCAAUGGUGUCACCAGGAAUGGCUUCUUGCGAAUGCACAAUGAAUACACUACGUUAUGCCGACAGAGUGAAGGAGCUGAAUGUCAAGUCCAAAACCAGUGCAGAGGCCGAAACACAGGAACCAGAAAACUGCUCUUCAGACGAGGACACUACUGCAGCCACCACGGUGUAUGACGCCUUAAGCCAUGUGGCCGACCUGGAGGAAAAUGUCUACGUAGAGCUUCAGAGCAUUCAUCAAAAAGUGAAAGAACUAUAUGAGUCCAUGGAGGAGCCCUCAUUUGACAUUGAGGCGGCGCUCCCCAACCUCAUCGACUUCUCCCAGUUCUCCAAGUUGAGAGAAAUCUUGCUGUCGUUGCGUACUGCUUUGGUGGAGGAGAGGGCCCGACUCGGCCAUUGAGUCACCAAUCUCAUCGUUUGUCACUGAAAUUACCUGUUCUUAUUUUUACUCGGUUGUAUUAAAUAAAAUGUGGGCCUUUAUUAACAAGA